Molecule: messenger RNA, 3195 nt
Organism: Helianthus annuus (common sunflower)
Lineage: Eukaryota; Viridiplantae; Streptophyta; Magnoliopsida; Asterales; Asteraceae
Product: probable leucine-rich repeat receptor-like protein kinase At5g49770
Exons: 19
Coding region: 176-3016 (946 amino acids)
Biological process (GO): protein phosphorylation
Molecular function (GO): protein kinase activity; ATP binding; protein binding
Source: RefSeq, a predicted model, not a curated record
AAUGACCUGGUCAACUUGGUUAUCAUCAAUUCUUGUACAUUUUUUUAUUAUGUUUUUGAUGCAGGUGUUACAUAGCAUCGAACUUGACGAGAUAGAAAAGUUGAGGGUGUGUUGCCAUUUGCUGUCUAAGUUUUUUUGAGUAUUCAGGAAGAAGGUAUUGUUUGAGUUUAGAGAAAUGGUUCAGAGAAUUCUGUUAUGGAUGAUGAUUAGUUUUUGUCAAGUUAUGGUAAUUGCAGCGGUGACUGAUCCGAAUGAUCUUGCUGUGCUAAAUGCUCUCAAAUCUGGAUGGGAGAAUCUACCACCUGAUUGGAAGGGUUCGGAUCCUUGCGGAAGUAAUUGGGAAGGGAUCAAUUGUACCGACUCACGUGUAACCACUUUGGUAUUGGCAGGCAUGGGUGUUAAAACUACUGACAUUGGAGAUAUUCCAUCACUUUCCAUGUUGCAAUACUUAGAUCUUUCCAACAACAAAGAGAUUAAAGCCAUUCUUCCACAAUCUAUUCAGAAUUUGAAGAACUUAACGACAUUAAUCCUGAUUGGUUGCAGUUUUAGGGGUCCAAUCCCUGAUUCAAUAGGAUCCCUCAAGCAGCUAGUCUUUUUAGGUCUCAAUAAUAAUAGCUUUACGGGACCUAUUCCACCAUCAAUUGGUAAUUUAAAUAAUCUUUCAUGGUUGGAUCUAAGUGAUAACCAGCUUUCAGGACCCAUUCCCGUCUCUAAUCCACCAGCGCCUGGCCUUGACAAUCUAAUGAAAACAAAACACUUCCAUUUGUCAAAUAAUCAGUUAUCAGGUCCCAUUCGAUCUAAACUUUUCAACUCCAACAUGAGCCUAAUACAUUUUAUAGUUAACAACAACCAAUUAUCUGGAAGAAUUCCUCCAUCGAUAGGAACCGUGCAGACUCUUGAGGUCGUGCGCCUGGACUCGAAUUCCUUGGUUGGGGAAGUGCCUGAGGAGCUAGCGAAUCUCGAAAGUCUUAGUGAGCUGUAUUUGUCAAACAAUAACCUGAACGGAUCUGUUCCAGAACUCUUAGGAAUGAACUCAAUCUUUUAUGUGGACAUGAGCAAUAACAGUUUUGACAAGUCUGAUAUUCCUGCAUGGAUUACACUUCCAUCAUUGACCACAAUAUUGAUGGAAAUGACGCAGCUCCAAGGAGAAAUCCCAUUAGAUGUCUUCCAACCUCAGUUGGAGAGAUUGGUUCUAAGUAGCAACCGUAUUAGUGGAACCCUGGAUGUUGGCAACAGAUAUAGCAGUGACUUGAUAGUUGAUCUCACUAACAAUUCUAUAACUACCUUCACACAGAGUUCUGGAUAUAACUUGAGCUUAAAUCUUGACAAUAACCCAAUUUGUGAAGAUGGAGCAACGGGAAGAUAUUGUUCAGCUGGAAAGCCCGACCCGCCAGAUGGUUUACCGUCAAAUGAAUGUGCACAAGUGCGUUGUGGUUCAAAUAAAGUGCUUAGUCCAAACUGUAAAUGCUCAAGUCCAUACACAGGAACCAUAUUUUUUUUCUCUCAUUCCUUCUCAAACUUGGAUAAUACAACCUACUAUACAACUCUUCGUGAUACUUUGAUAUCCGCCUUUCGGUCUAAUCAACUUCCAGUGGACUCAGUUUCUAUUUCUAAUCCAACUAUCGGUGAAUACCUUCAAUAUAGAUUGCACAUCUUUCCCUCUGGUGAAGAUUAUUUUACUCGUUCAGCAGUGUCUUCUAUUGGGACGGUAAUCAACCGUCAACUCUUCUCUCUGCCUUAUUAUGGACCCUCAUUCUUUCUUGAUGAAAGCUACUGUUGCUUUCCAGGGAAGAAAUCAUCAAAACAUGGAAUCAUCAUUGGCGUUGCGGUUGGUGGUUUUGUGAUCGUAUUGCUUAUAGCCUCGGCUAUAACUUACGCGGUCUAUCAGAAAAAACAAGCAAAAAAAGCAAAAUUGAGUAGUCCAUUCACAUCUUGGGGGUUUGACAGCAGUGAUGCGGGUGAUGCUCCUCAAUUAAAAGGAACACGAUGGUGUUCAUUUGAAGAACUUCAAAGAGCCACCAACAGAUUUUCAGAAGAAAAUAUAAUUGGAUCUGGGGGCUAUGGGAAGGUGUACAAGGGAACUCUUGACAGUGGUCAUGUAGUUGCAAUCAAAAGAGCUCAGCAGGGAUCAUUACAGGGUGCACAAGAAUUUAAAACCGAAAUUGAACUUCUUUCGCGCAUUCAUCAUAAAAACGUUGUAUCCCUUGUCGGUUUCUGUUAUGAGCAAGGUGAACAAAUGCUGGUCUAUGAGUACAUUUCAAAUGGUAGUCUGAAAGAUAAUCUUUCAGGGAUAGCUGGAAUGAAGUUGAGCUGGAUGAAGAGACUUGAAAUAGCUCUUGGUUCUGCCAAAGGUUUGACAUACUUGCAUGAGCUUGCAAACCCUCCCAUAAUUCACAGAGACAUCAAAUCAAAUAACAUUCUGCUGGAUGAUCAUAUGAAUGCCAAGGUUGCUGAUUUCGGGCUGUCCAAACUUUUGGGAGAUGAAUCAAAGGGUUAUGUCUCUACACAAGUGAAGGGGACAUUGGGUUACAUGGAUCCCGAAUACUACAUGACCCAGCAACUGACAGAAAAAAGUGAUGUUUAUAGUUUCGGGAUUGUACUAUUAGAACUAUUAACCGCAAGAUCACCAAUAUACAAGGGUAAAUACAUCGUAAGAGAGGUCAAAGAAGCGAUGGGCAAGGCAGGAGAUCCAAAUGGAAUUUACACUAUUCUUGAUCGAUCUCUUGGUUCAUUGCAAACACUCGGAGGUUUGACCAAGUUCACGAGCCUGGCAAUGAGCUGCGUCCAAGAUUCAGGCCCUGACCGGCCCAAAAUGGCAGAAGUUGUGAGAGAACUCGAGAGCAUUAUAGAUUUGGCUGUUUUAAGCCAAGAUGUUAAAUCACCUUUGACUUUUUCAAGUCAAGAUACAGGAAAAGUUGGGGACCUUUAUCAUCAUGAUCAUCUUCAUCCAUAUGGUGAUUCGGUUUCUGAUGCAAGCAGUUUGUCUAUGCCUUUUGAAACAGAACUCCGCAGGUAAAUUAACCAUGGUGAUGCUAUUUUCGACAUGAUGGAAUCGUUGUACUAGUAUAUAUAAAUACAUUUGGAACCAAGAUUGUAUAAGUGUAAAUUUAGUAAGUUCAAAUUAUAUGAACUUUGUUGUAUUUUGUUUCAAUAAUAUUUUGUACUACAAGCUAAUAAUAUUGAUAUUUUUUCAUA